AUGGCUUUGAAGCACGAACUUCCGCAAGGUGCGGGCUAUGGAAUGGUGAUUGGCAUCGGCUUCGUUUUCGCAGCUGGAAUUGUCAUCACCAUGCGAAUCGCCAAAAGAUACCUCAAUGAGCACGCGCAAACCUCAGAAAUGUUUAUGGUUGCCAAUCGAUCUGUUGGAGUCGGCCUAACCGCCUCAGCUGUGUUUUCGUCUUGGAUGUGGGCCACUGAGACCUUGUGGGGUAGUGUUGUGGGCUACAACUUUGGAGUCAGUGGUCCCUUCUGGUUCUCGGUCGGUCUGGCGUUCCACAUCUCACUCAUGUGUGUGGUUGGAAUCCAGGUCAAGCUCAAGGCUCCCAAUGGACACACAAUGCUGGAAAUUGUCAAGUUCAGGUACGGAGUGGUCGGUCACGUGGUGUUCAUGGCAUUGUGUCUCAUCAACAACAUCAUGAGUUGCUCGUGGAUGAUCUUAUCAGCCGCUGCAGGUAUUGCUAGUCUUACUGGUAUGCACAUUGUGGCUAGUUGUAUGUUGAUUCCCUUUGGUGUCAUUCUAUACACGGUUGCAGGUGGUCUGAGAGCCACUUUCCUUACAGACUACGUCCAUACAGUCAUUGCCCUUGUUCUGCUCAUCUACUUCUCCCUGGCCAUCCUCCUCCACAAGGAGAUUGGGGGUAUCCAUCAGCUCUACGAUAUGGUCAUCCAGUAUGGAGAGUCAACCAAGAUCCUGGGAAACUACCAGGGCUCUCUGAUGACAUUCAAGUCCGAGGAAGCCAUUUACUUUGCGAUUGUCCACACUAUUGGUAACCUUGGUCUAGUCAUCAUGGACACUGCUUUCUGGCAAAAGUCUCUGGCUGCUAACCUCGAGGCCACCGUGCCCGGUUACAUGAUUGGUUCCAUUUGUAUCUUCUGUGUCUCAUGGGCUCUGGGAACCAUCUGCGGCCUUUCUGCUCGAGUCAUUGAGAAUCUUCCCAUCUUUCCCAAUUACCCCAAUGGCUUCUCGGCUGCUGAUAUUGGAAAUGGUCUCGUUUUGCCUUACACCGUUGCCGCCCUGCUGGGUAAAGGUGCUAGUGCAGGUAUUGUCAUUAUGCUGUUCAUGACCGUUACUUCCACCACCUCGGCUGAGAUGAUUGCUGUCUCCAGUAUUAUCUCAUUCGAUCUCUACAGAACCUACAUCAACCCCAACGCCUCCGAUCGAGCCAUCAUUGCUGUAUCUCACGCAGGAGUUAUCUUCUUUGGACUGUUUGCAGCUGGUUUUGCUGUCAUGUUGCACUACGUCGGUACCGAUCUGAACUGGCUGGGAUACUUCUUGGGUAUUGUUAUUACUCCUGGCGUGUUCCCUGCUAUUCUGACUUUGCUGUGGAAGCGUCAGUCUAGAGCUGCCGCCACUCUUGCUCCUGUUCUUGGUCUUGGAACAGGAAUGGGUUUGUGGCUUGGAACAGCCAAGUACUACUCUGGUCACAUCAGCGUUGAGACACUCGGAGCUUCGCUUCCCAACGUCUGGGGUAACAUUGGUUCCAUGUUUGGUUCUCUGCUUUACUCUGUGGUGAUUACUCUGCUUCGUCCUGAAGACUUCGACUGGGCCAAGUUCCAGAAGAUCACUCUAGUCAACGAGGACAAGAUCGCCGAUAGUGAGAGUCAUACUGAAGGUGAGCUGGUCAACACCGAAAAGGGAGACGAGUCGGGAACCCACACACCUGAGUUCCCUCUUGACAAGAAUGAGUCUUCCCCUGAAACUUCAAUCCACGAACACUCUGCUACGAUUCCCACUUUGACCAACGAGAACUUCUUCCAACCACGGUUGGUUAUUCCUCCAGAAAUCCGAGGUUUCAAGCGGUUUCUGUGGUAUAUUGGUUGGGAAGUUGCACCUACAGACUACUCCAACCACCCUCUGGGUCAGGAUGCCUUACCUAUUAUCUUCAAGUGGUACAAAGUGGCUGUUAUUUUCUCCACCACGAUCUUCCUGAUCACCUGGGUGGUCUGGCCCUUCCCCAUGUACAGAAACUGGGUAUGGGGCAAGAGCUUCUUCACUGGAUGGGUGGUUGUUGCUAUCUUCUGGAAUUUCCUGGCCUUUGUUUGUGUCUGUAUCUUCCCUCUAUGGAACGGCAGACACACGCUCUACAAGGUAUUCAAUGGCUUGUACCAGGACAUCUUCCAUAGAAAGCGAAAAGAGUAG
Yarrowia lipolytica CLIB122 is the source of this 2160-nucleotide messenger RNA. RefSeq lists its product as uncharacterized. Gene Ontology annotation, cellular component: plasma membrane. Gene Ontology annotation, biological process: urea transmembrane transport. The record is from RefSeq and is a predicted model, not a curated record. NCBI's taxonomy places the organism in Eukaryota, Fungi, Ascomycota, Dipodascomycetes, Dipodascales. Gene Ontology annotation, molecular function: urea transmembrane transporter activity.